AUGUCAUCUAAGCCACAAGCAAGAAUUAUGACGACGUUCCAAAUUGUUAUCAGGUAUGGAUCCACAGUUUAUGUCUUAAUCUCAAUUCUUUGCGUGGCACUUAUGACUGGAUUACUCUGUAUUGCACCAAACAAUGAUUCAAAGACAUAUGAAUUACCUCGAUAUUUAGUGCGACCUAUCGUAAAACCAAUACGAGUGCACUACCACAAUCGUCCGCCAUGGAUUAAUUUAGAUAUAUUUUCCAGUUGUGAUCACAAAUGUUAUCUGACAGCUGGUGGUAGAAUUCCAAACAGUGGCGUUACUAUAUUCCAUACACCAUACGUAAACGAAAGGCACACUUCAAAGAAAAAAGGACAAAUUUGGGUUUUUCACUCAAUGGAGCCACCAUGGUUACAUAGGAGCAAAUUUGAAAAAUGGAAACUGGAGUUUAAUUGGACAAUGAGCUACAGAAGAGAUUCGGAUAUUAUGAUACCAUAUGGAAAAUUUAAAACAAGAGAGGUUGAGCAAAGCACUUGGGAUAAUGAAACAAAUCAGUUAACAGAAAAAUGGCAGCAGAAAUCUAAACAUAUAGCAUGGAUGGUUUCGCACUGUGGAACGCCUGGAAAGCGAGAUGAAUACGUAAGCAUGCUAAACCAGAUAACACCAGUCGAUAUAUACGGGAGGUGUGGCAAAAAGAAAUGUAUUCAAUCUAAAACAAUGGAGUGUUUAGAACCGUAUAAAUUUUAUCUCUCAUUUGAAAACCAUUUCUGCGAAGAUUACAUAACGGAAAAGAGUUUCAAAGUAUACAACUCUUUGUUAAGUCCCAUACCAAUAACACGUGGAGGUUCAAAUUAUUCCAUGUUCCUUCCGCCCGGAUCUUUUAUAGACGUGUCCAAAUUCAGAAAUGUUUCCCAUCUUGAAAAUUACAUUAAUUCUUUAUCACAGAACAUUUCAAACGUUAUGGAAUAUAUGAGAUGGAGAAAACAUUAUCAGCUUGUUACAGACUACACCCAUGCAUUCUGUGAACUUUGUCGGAGACUCCAUCUGGCUGAUCCUCAUAAGUACAAACGACUUUAUAGGGAUAUUGGUGACUGGAAUCGGGGAGACAAGGAUAAAAUAAAACGGACAAGUUGCAAGGACCCUCAAGACCUGGUAUGA
This is a messenger RNA of Ylistrum balloti, 1137 nucleotides long. Its product is annotated as alpha-(1,3)-fucosyltransferase C-like. Gene Ontology annotation, cellular component: membrane. Gene Ontology annotation, molecular function: alpha-(1->3)-fucosyltransferase activity. The transcript is spliced from 2 exons. NCBI's taxonomy places the organism in Eukaryota, Metazoa, Mollusca, Bivalvia, Pectinida, Pectinidae. The coding region runs from base 1 to 1137 and encodes 378 amino acids. The record is from RefSeq and is a predicted model, not a curated record.